This is a messenger RNA of Calliphora vicina (urban bluebottle blowfly), 3169 nucleotides long. RefSeq names its product peroxin 6 (gene Pex6). The record is from RefSeq and is a predicted model, not a curated record. Gene Ontology annotation, cellular component: peroxisomal membrane; cytosol. Gene Ontology annotation, biological process: protein import into peroxisome matrix. Lineage: Eukaryota; Metazoa; Arthropoda; Insecta; Diptera; Calliphoridae. Gene Ontology annotation, molecular function: ATP hydrolysis activity; ATP binding. The coding region runs from base 228 to 2927 and encodes 899 amino acids. The transcript is spliced from 6 exons.
UAAUAAUCAUCUAACAUUUCUUCAAUUAAAAGUGAUUUUGAUACACAAAUAAAUUGAAAUUACUAUUCUUAAAUUAUAAGAAAUUUAGUAAAUAAUAUUCAGUGAAACAUGAAAAAGAGAGUAGUAGUAAAAAAGAUUACGUAUAUUGUGUAAAAAAAAAGAAUUUGUUUUAUUUUUAUUGCAUUUCCUUAUAAAGUGUUUUGUUUUUGUUUAUUGUGUGUAACAUUAUGGUUGAAAUAGAGGAAGUGAAAAAAUCAUCUACAAAACGAUCAAUUGACAAUGGCCUACCAACCUCAAUGUUGUACAGCUAUACGGGGCGUAUGCGUGAACUCAUUGAAGCCUACAAUGCAGCCGUUGCUAUACUAUAUCCGAAAUACGCUUGGUAUAUUUAUCCCGGUUAUUUGCAAUUUGCCAUUUAUCAACGUUAUAUGAAAUAUUUCAAAGAUAAAUAUCGCUUAGUGCCCAUACCAAAUACUCUCUAUGAACAUUUAAUUAAAAAUGAACUAAUUAAAUCGGAACAUAUCAUAUUUACCUCGGAAGAUAUUUACGAAGAAUAUGCCGAAUCGGAGGAAGUGAAUUUUGUCAACCUGAUAGUGAGUUGCGGAAGGCAAACGGUAGUAGAAAAGCAUAUAACAAAUGGCGAAGAAAAGAAGGAGAGUGAAACGCUUUUAAAGCAAAUAUUGAAUCAAGCACCGCAUACAUUAGUGGCACAGAUGAGACCCUUGAAAAUAUGUCAAACUCAUUGUGUGUUUAUACAGGAAAACUUCUUUUCGAAUUUAAUGGAUCGCUUUAAUGUCAACAAUGCCAAUGUUAACAAAACAAAACUCUGGGCCAAAUUAGAUCAUCUCAAUGAAGAGCAAACCAUACCAAAUAUUGCAAUUAAAGCUCAUGUCUAUCUACUUAAUAAUCCUUACGAAUUGCCGCCAGAUGUUUCAGAAUUAAUAUUGGGCAAUUACUUUAAUACGCCACGUAUUUUGCAUCGUGGCCAUACUUAUCGCAUAGAAGUUAAUGCCGAUCUAAUAGGAACCUCACAGUACGCUCAUUAUUAUUUGAUAUUUGCCUACAUGAAAUUUGUACACUUUCGUUGUGUCCAUUUGGAGGUGAAGGGUAGCGAAUUCGAAAUGCAAGCUGUAGUAGCUAAAGGUUUUACCAAUCUGGUACAAAUCGCUCAUACACAUCAGUUUGUGCCGCGCCAAUUUUUAGAUGAUAUGACCAUUGUAGAAGGUUAUCCUUUGGGGUUGCAAACGACCUACGAAUGUUUGCGCUCAUCCAUUGAUGCUUUUUUGCCUAGAAAAACUACAUGCUUAUCCUCGAAACAUAUCUUUCCCAUGUUCAUUCUACAGGCGGAACGCGGUGCGGGCAAAACGAAAUUGGUAAAUGCUGUAGCCCGGGACUUGGGCAUGCAUUUGUUUGGGGUUGAUUGUGCGGAAAUUGUAUCGCAAGUACCAUCGCAUACGGAAAUGAAAUUGAAGGCAGUUUUUGCCAAGAGCUUAAUAAGUGAGCCGUUGCUGAUAUGUUUUCAUAAUUUUGAGAUUUUCGGAAUUGACAAUGAGGGCAAUGAAGAUUUACGACUUUUGGCCGCUUUUCAAGUACAAACGCAGGAACUUUUCACGCACAAUCGCAAACAUCCGGUUGUUAUUGUGGCCUUGACCAGUGAAAAAAACAUUAAACCCAUGAUACAGCGUAUGUUCUUGGAAAUAAUACGCCUCGAAAUGCCCUCAAAGGAUGAAAGAUAUGAAAUUUUAAAAUGGCUACACAAAAAGGAACUGUUCAAAAACAAAGUGUUCAAUUUAAGAGACCUGGACAAUCUGCCUUUGUAUGAGCUAGAAAUGCAAGAGAGAUAUUUGUGUAAACUGCAAACAAAUUGGCAAAGUACUAAAAAAGUUUUACGUGAAGUGGCUGAUAAAUCGCAAGGUUUCCUUUUGGGAGAUUUACAGCUUUUGCAUAAUAAUGCUGUGCGUCAGAAGAGAGAACAAGAGGCAAAGAAGCUUAGCUUUGAACACUUUGCUUAUUAUUUGAGUAUAAUGCAGGCAUCCUUUGCAGAUAGCUUGGGUGCACCUAAAGUGCCCAAGGUAAUGUGGUCGGAUAUUGGUGGCUUGGCUAAAUUGAAAGAUGAAAUUCAGUCGAGUAUAGGUUUGCCGCUUAAACAUGUACAUUUAAUGGGUAAAAAUUUAAGACGUUCGGGUAUACUUUUAUAUGGUCCCCCUGGUACCGGCAAGACUUUAGUUGCCAAGGCCGUGGCUACGGAAUGCAAUUUGAGUUUCCUUUCUGUCCAAGGACCAGAGUUACUUAACAUGUAUGUGGGUCAAAGUGAACAAAACGUCAGAGAGGUGUUUGCUCGCGCUCGUUCUGCGGCACCUUGUGUUUUAUUUCUGGAUGAGUUGGAUUCUUUAGCGCCCAAUCGUGGUGUAGCUGGUGAUUCGGGUGGUGUUAUGGAUCGCGUUGUUUCUCAAUUAUUGGCCGAAAUGGAUGGCAUGGGUGGUGAUGCCAGCAAACCCAUAUUUAUUUUAGCCGCUACCAAUCGCCCCGAUUUAAUAGAUCCUGCCCUUUUGAGACCCGGCCGUUUUGAUAAACUAUUUUAUGUGGGUCCCUGUUCUACGGCCGAUGAUAAGGCUUCAGUAUUGCAGGCUCAAACCAGACGUUUCAAAUUGGCUAAUAAUUGUAAUAUGCAGGAGAUAGCCGAAAAACUCAAAGGAGAAAUGUCGGGUGCCGAUUUAUAUUCAAUAUGUUCAAAUGCUUGGUUGUCAGCGGUGCGAAGGACCAUUGAUCGCCAUUUAAAAGGCGAUUUAAGGGAUGAGGACUUGGUGGCGGACAACGUUGUUGUUGAAGUUGAAGAUUUUACCAAAUCAUUUGGUAAAUUUAUACCCUCUAUUAGCAGACAGGAUUUGGAUUACUUUAAUAAAUUAAAAUCAUCGUAUAGUGUAUAAAAUGUCGGAAUAAGGAAAUUAGAAGUUGUAUGAUUCUAAAUUGAAGCGAUUUUAUUAGUAUUGUUUAGCAACUUGAAACUUUUACUAUUUAUAAAAAAAAUUUUAUUGGAAAACUGAUACUAAAUGGAUCUAUUGUAAGCCAAAAAUUUAUAAAGACUUCAACGAGUGUUGACUUUGGGGUGUUGGUUUUGUUAUUUAUUUAAUUCUUCUUUUUUAAAUAAAUUGUUAAUAUUUUUUUACAA